UUCGGUACGUCUGUAAAUAGCAGAGGAAAAAGAAGACGGCGGUUGUCCUCAGUCAACGAUUGAUAGAUGCGAAUGUUUUGAUGGAAUCCAGGGAGUUAUGAGCUCAGUUUAUGGGCGCAGGGAUACUUUAAAGUGACACAGUGUGUUAUUUUUAUUCAGUAGCAGCCAUUACAGUUGAAAUUAUUUCAUCCGGGUAAGAAACUGUGAGGAAAUAGAUAAUGGUGGCCUAGCUAACACUAGCUAGCUCCGUGUUUCUAGUUAAUCAGCUCAUCUCGGGGUCCCGAUUUAAAUGCUCCAUCUGCAGGUAUUUUUUCACUGCGACUGUUUGAGCAAAGAUAGCUGUACCUUUAAAACUGGGUUAGUCAUCAGGAAAUCAGUGUGUGGCUUCUCCAGACCAACUCAAGGAGACUUGUUCAUCCAUGUCCGCUAGUUCCUGCAGAGUACUAAUCCUCGGUAACCUCAGCAAACAUGUCUCUAGUCGCUUAUGGUAGCAGUGAUGAAAGUGACUCGGAGGAAACCUCGACCUCCAGCACAGCAAGUAGUAAACCAAGCGGAGGAGGGCUCUUCUCUUUCCUGCCUGCUCCUAAAGUAUCUGGAUCUGCAGCUAGAGGGAAGGAGGGAGCAUCCAGGGCAACAAACUCUGCAGCAGAGGACAGCACAGUGAGGGAGGACCCCAGUCCAUCUACAGGAGGGUUAUCCGGUCUUCCUAAACCGAAGAAACGAACAGAGCCUGUCAAGAUUACUGUGCCACAAGUCCGAAGACAGGAUUCAGACUCAGAUGAUGAUGAGCCGGCCACAAAGAAGCUACAAGCCCAGGGUGCAGGUUCAGGGUUGUCCUCCCUUCUCCCCAAACCCAAAAACCUAAUGGUAAAGGAAACGGACAGACCAUUGAUUCCUCACACACUCACUAAACGUCAAGAACACAAAGCGCCCAAACCUGGAGCUCCUGCUCAAGGUCUGAUCGGUUCCAGUGCGUCUCCCUCGGCCAUCAAAGCCGCAGCCAAGUCAGCAGCCCUGCAGGUGGCGAAACAAAUAGCAACAGAUGACCAGGACAAUGAGGAGGACAUAACCCCUCAGAACUACUUUUCCCUGGAGGACAGCUCCCAUCCUCUUCCUGUUGUCGACACGAGUGUGGAUCUUGAGCCGACAGUCCCCACUGAACCCUUUCCUUCUGUGGCUGCAGAUGAGCCAGGACAGUCAAAUGCACCUCUGGACUUUGGGGGGAACCAUGAGGGAGCGAGUGCAUGGGAAGAGCAGUAUAAUCAGUAUCAACAACCCAUGGCUGGCCCAGAGGCUUUCCCGGAGGGAUACUAUAACGAGCAACCAUACUACCAGGAUCCUAACCCCGAGUUAGCAGAGGCCGAGGAGCCUGACAACUCAGCCAUGUUUGAUGAUGAAGCGUUUAUGCGGCUGCAGGGGAAAAGAAACCGAGGCAAGGAGGAGGUGAAGUUCCUGGAGAUUAAAGGGGACGACCAGCUGAGUGGGAACCAGCAGUGGAUGACCAAGAGCAUUUCGGAGGAAAAACAAACCCGCCAGUCGUACAGCAAGCGAAGAGGAGAACAACCUACAGGACAACAGAGGCGAAAGCAUCAGAUAACAUAUCUCAUUCACCAGGCAAAGGAACGUGAGCUGGAGCUGAAGAACAGCUGGGCAGAAAACAGGCUGACCCGCCGUCAGACCCAGGCCAAAUAUGGUUUCUAGAUCUUGUAGCUGUGGACUGCUGUGGCAUACCGAUACAUUGUAUCACAAAUUACUGAUCUUUCGCUUUACCCACUUCUUCUAGGAGCAAAAUCAGUUUUUUUCCCUUCCUGCUCCUGCAACCUGCAAAGUCUUGAACUGAUAAUAUUCUGUUUGAUAAGGUGUUAACUCUGUCUGAAUCCCAGUCACUCCUUUACAGUAAAUAUAAGCGCUAUUCCUAAAGAGAAACCCAACCAGUGUUUUCAAGAUACCAGAAUCAUAAAUGUUUUUCUUUUGGACGUGUAUAAAACAUUCAUGGCAUUUUCUGAGUUUUGAUUUCUUGUUUUUGUGGCAGCAUGUUUGGUUCUGUAGGAAUCCUUUCCCAUAUUUUUCGUAGUUAUGAUCUUAAGUUAGAAAGCUGCAAUGUAAAUUAUUCACGGAAUCAAUAAAACAUAAAUGAUGCUAUAAUGACGAGUCAGCAGAGAACCAACCAGGGGUUUGAAUUUUAUCAUUUUCUUCACUGCAAUAAAAUUAAAUGGUAGCAUGAUUUUUCACUGCUGCUGAAUAAUUUCCCAUAAGGCACUGCUUAUUUUUUUUCAAAAGGAGCUGCAAACAUCUCAAGUUGCUUUAUUUUGCUGGGAGUGUUAGAAAUCUGUAACACUUCUUUUCUUUACUGCUCUAUAUUCUGCUCGACUUUCUUCUGUAGGCUUCAGUUGUUUUGGGCUCAAUCUGAACCAUUAUAAAUGCAGGAACGUUUGUUGGGAGAAAAUCAGAUGAACUAAAGUCGCCCAUUCUGUCUAGCUUCGUUCUACUUUUCCUGAUGGACACUGUGGCAUUGUUUCUUCCUCCAGUCUUUACAUUUUAUGUGAAUGACGAGCAGUUUUGUAUAUAACCCAACAUUUUCCCCUGAAAGGCCAGAUAAACCAUAUAAUGUACUGGUUCUUGCCAGUAGGAUAAUGUUUCUUAACAAGAUACAAGUAGGAUUUCUUCAAAGACCUGUAUAUGUGAACUGAUCCAACUCAACUCAUUGUGUUGAACACAUAAAUAUGUUGUAUUGGCAGUCAAAGGGUGCAUUUAUAGCCAGGAAUUUAAAGUUACAGAAGUAAAAAUAUGUAUAUAUAUAUAUAUGUUUUCAUGUGAAGCAGGAUUACAUUUAAUUUUUUUAAUUUGCAUUUCAAAAUUUCAAGUUGAUAUUUCACACCUCCCUUUUUUGUUUACUUUGUAUGAGUGUGUCAUUAAAAUCCAAUAAACUAGUUUUGAAUUUUU
Girardinichthys multiradiatus is the source of this 2943-nucleotide messenger RNA. It is a transcript of the gene prcc, whose product is annotated as proline rich mitotic checkpoint control factor. Bases 469 to 1701 code for a protein of 410 amino acids. The transcript is spliced from 7 exons. The record is from RefSeq and is a predicted model, not a curated record. NCBI's taxonomy places the organism in Eukaryota, Metazoa, Chordata, Actinopteri, Cyprinodontiformes, Goodeidae. Gene Ontology annotation, cellular component: nucleus.